AUGUUCCGAACCCUGUGGAAUUAUUCCAUGGUAUCGCUGAGCGUGCUGCUGGUGUCGUUGGUUUUUCGACGCCACCUGCAGUCGCCAGCGAGCAUCGUCGAUCGGCCGCUGAUCAAAAAAUACGAUUACAUCGUUGUCGGCGCCGGUACCGCUGGAUGCGUCCUGGCCUCUCGGCUCUCGGAGCAGGCCAACGCGAGCGUCCUCUUGCUGGAAGCCGGCGGCCUCUUUGGCUGGCUGUCGAACGUGCCCCUGGCUGCACCGGCCCUGCAGAGGUCGCAGGUCGAUUGGAGCUACCAGUCGACGCCGCAGCUGCACUCGACCCGGGGAAUGCUGAGCACUCGGCAGCGGCUGCCUCGGGGAAAGGGCCUGGGGGGCAGCGGCCAGCUCAACUAUCUCGUGCACUCGUUCGGCCGAGUCCAGGACUACGCCGACUGGCCCAAAGGCUGGACGCAUCCGGAGCUGCAGCCGUACUUCGACCGAGUGGCCCAGCGCAUGUCCCUGACCGAUCUGCCUCCCGAGUGGAAGUUGGCCGACGCCGCCCUCGAGGCCCAGCAGCUGCUCAACAUCACCGUGCAGCGGGCCCAGAGCAGCGUGCGAUUCGGCAAGCGCUGGGGCAGCCUCCAAUCGCAUCUGCAGCAGGCUUGGAACAGGCAAAACUUGCACAUCGUCAUGAACGCCCGAGUGACCAAGAUACUCCUGGACGCGAACAACUCGAUCGAGGGGGUGAGGCUUCGCUACGAGGACGACGGGACGCGCGACGAAAUUCGAGCCGAUCGCGAGGUCAUCGUCUGCGCCGGUGCCAUUGCCUCGCCACAGCUGCUCAUGCUGUCGGGUAUCGGUCCGAGCGACCAACUGCUAAAGCACCAGAUAACUGUGCAGCUCGAGUUGCCAGCGGUGGGCCAGAAUUACGUGGAUCACUUCACCACUCCGAUGUACGGCUACCUCGAAGCCCCUGUGAGCAUCACGUUUAAUCGCGUCAUGUCAUUGCCGACGAUCAUGGAUUACUUCGUUUUCGGCAACGGGCUUCUAGCGACUAAUGGAAUCAUGGCGAUCGCGCGUCUCGACACGAGCGCGGUCAUUCUCGCGGCGAUCGGCACCGCCAACGAAAAGUUGCUCAAAGACAUAUCCGAUUAUCGAACCGAUACUUUCAGAUCGAUGUUUCCGACUUAUAAUUCGACGGACAGCGAGGGUUUCACCUUCAUGUCGCUCUGUCAUCAGCCCAAGAGUCGGGGCAACGUCAGCCUCGCUUCGAGCAGCAUCGACGACCAACCCAACAUCGAGCCGGCCUACCUCGAGCACCCGGACGACGUGAAUUGCUCGAUCAAAGCCAUACGCCUGGGUCUGGCCAUAAUCGACACGCCCAAGUUCCAGGAGCUCGGCGCCAGGCCUCAUCUGCCCGACUUUAAGGAAUGUCGACACUUGCCGCAGGACUAUCAUGACGACGAUUAUGCCGAGUGCGUCGUCAAAGUCGCCGGCAUCACGGGACACCAUCCGAGCGGUACCUGCGUCAUGGGAGAGGACCGGCUCGACAGCGUCGUCGAUCUGUCCUUGAGGGUGCACGGUGUCGAGGGCCUAAGAAUAGUCGACGCCAGCGUGUUACCAGGCCCAAUAUCGGGUACACCGAAUUCUCUCAUCAUUGCACUGGCCGAGAAAGCAGCCGACUUGAUAAUCGGCCUAGUCGACUCACAUUAGCGACUCCCAACAGUUGUACAGAUAGUUCAUUGGUGCGUGUGUGUGUCUGUGCUUUUGCAAUUUUCCAAGAUAUAAUAUCCCUGGCUUACAUUGUGUUAAAUGUAGAAAUUUUCAUAUACAUAAAUAACAUACAUAAAUAGUGCGAACAAGA
Trichogramma pretiosum is the source of this 1843-nucleotide messenger RNA. It is a transcript of the gene ninaG, whose product is annotated as neither inactivation nor afterpotential protein G. The transcript is spliced from 7 exons. Lineage: Eukaryota; Metazoa; Arthropoda; Insecta; Hymenoptera; Trichogrammatidae. The record is from RefSeq and is a predicted model, not a curated record. Gene Ontology annotation, molecular function: flavin adenine dinucleotide binding; oxidoreductase activity, acting on CH-OH group of donors. Bases 1 to 1692 code for a protein of 563 amino acids.